This is a messenger RNA of Bursaphelenchus okinawaensis, 3821 nucleotides long. The record is from the annotation of a GenBank genome assembly. Lineage: Eukaryota; Metazoa; Nematoda; Chromadorea; Rhabditida; Aphelenchoididae.
AUGCAAUCAACAACAUCACAAAAGUAGGUAUCUUUUGUUCCCUUAUGAUAAAGUAGUGGGCAAAAACAACAAACUAGAAAUUAAAUAGUGUUAAGAAAUGAAGAUCAAAGGAAUUACGAUAGUAGUAUAUUCAAAGUUUUGACACUUUGUUGAUUUUGUUUAAAAGUUUUUGCUCAGAAAAAAAUGAUAUUAUCAUUGACAUCACCAAACACAUCAUAGUCAAAACUAAAUAUUCAUACUUCAUGGAAGGUUUUUCGAUGAGGAAUGUGAAGGGCUUAUGACUAUUAUCACGGUUCUUGUGCUCUCGCUCGGGAAUAGCGAAAAAUAGGGUUUUGUGCGAUUAUUCGGAGUGAAAAAUUUGAUUAUGAACUUGAACAAUGUUCUUUAUUCGGGUUUGGAUGCAGAAACUUUUGGUCUUUUGCGUGGAAUACUGUUAUUGGGAUAAAAUUUUUUAAUUGGUUUAUAGGUUUUUCAUUUCUAUUUCCUACUUAUUUAUCGACAAAAAAAAUUGUUACCUAAAAUUUUAUAUUUACCAUGACCAACCCUCCUAAUCUACAACUUUUUCAGAUGUAACGACCUAAUGGUCCCAGCAGACGACGAAAUGUUGGCCGAAACCUCAGCCCAAGCACUGAAAAACGAAAAUGUGUGUCAUAUUGAAUACCCGCCAAGACCACCAUCGUUGAAGUUGGUCAAGAAUAAGAAGGUUGGAUCAUCGGUAAAAGCCGUCGGAAUCUUAAAAUACGUUGAGGAUUUUGAAAUCCUUGAAGUUUUAGGCAAAGGCUUUUUUGGAGUCGCUUAUAAAGUAAGUUUUUUGCUGGUUUUGUUGUGUUUUUAGGUCACAAUCAAGAAAAGUGUAUGUAUACCUAUAAAAAAAUUAAGUUUGUUGUAAUAGACUGAGAUUUGGAGUGUUUUGUGACGCAUUUCGCCAAAAUAAUUGUUUUAUUAUGUAAACCGACAUCUAAAUCAAGUUUUUGACACGAAAUUAUUAAAAAUCAACUUUUUUCAUUAAGGAUAACAUAUUUUUUCUUUCAGGUCCGCGAAAAACGUCUUCACAACGGAAAACAUGGCCCAACGCCGGUCUUAGUGAUGAAAGAACCCGUAAUAACCGGUAACCAAAGCCGAUCAACAGCGAAAAAGAUAGUAUCGGACGAAUAUUACAUGUUAAGAACGCUGAGACAUUCGAAUAUCUUAAAAACGAGGGGAAUUUGUGUACAACAAUGUGAUGCUGAAUGGAAAUUGAACUUACUGGUCGACUUUUGUGAUUCUGGGAGUCUACAACAGACGAUACUGAACACAAGCAUUGAGUUCGAUUGGUGGUAUCGAUGCCAUAUUGCACUUGACAUCUGUUCAGCGAUGGAUUUUGUGCAUCGAAAGGGCUUUAUGCACCGGGAUUUGACUAGCAUGGUGAGUAUGAGAUGUUUAAGGAGCUUCAGAGCAAUAUAAUUAAAGUUUUAAGGGUUAAAUGAGGGAGAUAUUAAGGUUAUAAGGCAUAAAAUGACAAUCUUUGGGGCUAAAAUCUUGUAUAAAUAAUAUUGUGUGUCUUUUGAAGGCUUUUAAGUGCUCUUUUGGCAUAAUUUUAAGACCUAAAACAAUAUGUUUUUUUUCAGAACAUUCUCCUUCAAUCUCAAUACCGAUCUCAUCCCAAAGCCAUCGUCGCCGACUUUGGCUUAUCAUGUAAAACACCUCAGAAGGGUGAAAUCAAACAACAAGUCGGUACUCAGAACUGGAUGGCUCCAGAAAUGCUGAUGGAACGAUUCUACGAUGAGAAGGCCGAUGUGUUCUCAUUUGGCAUUAUUUGCUGUCAAAUGAUCGCUCGGCUAGACGCUGAUCACGAUGCUGGACUAUAUCGAACACCAUCGUUUGGUUUGGAUUAUGUUCGGUUCACAGCACAUUGUCCUUCUGACACUCCGUUGAGUCUUCUGAAGACGGCUUUCUUGUGUUGUUUGGUCAGUUUUGCGGGGUUUUAUGGGCAAUAUUGUGGUAGGGGAUCGGUCGAACGAAAUUUUCUACCUUUGCUUUCACUUUGAUUUUUUAAAAAGAUUUUUUAGAAUUUUUUUGAAAAAAUAUUGUUAAAUUGGCUGUAGAAGGGUUUUUAUGUGGAUUUUGUGGCUUUUUAAAUGAUUUUAGGUAACAAUUUUGCUCUUGAAGAAAACUGAGGGUACUACAACCUUUUUUGCAAUUUUGUACUGAAAACCCUUAUAAUUUUAACUUUGAAACCAUUUGUGACAUUUUCAGUGGAACUCCGAAUCCCGUCCCUCAUUCGGCGACCUAUACCGGCGGCUGAAAGAAAUAGUACGUACUGAUCUCCCGAAACUCCUCGAAAACACCCUAACCGAUCAAAUCCGCAUCGGCCGAUCUCACUCGGACGCCGAAAUUCGCCCAGCAGUAAUCCCACCGUUCCCAUCGAAACGAUUCCUAUGCGAAGAGAACUCGAUCCCAGAGGGCGUGACAGUAUCAGUGACGUUGGAUACAGAACCAUCAACUCCGGUCGACGAGAAUGCCAGCUUAAGCAGUGCGGAUCUUGAUCAACGGUUAAGGCAGUUGGCUAAACAUGUGGCCGAAGAGGAUCCGGAUUAUCAGGUAGGCGGGGGAGAGUUUUUUUGAGAGGGGGAGGAGGGAGAUUAAAAUUUUUUUUCAAAAAACGAAAAAUUUUUAAAUUAAGCUGUGUUUUUGUAAAAUACGCUCUCUGCAAGUUUAAAUUUCAAUUAUAUUUUUAGGAAUCAUCGAUGAAUCCUUUCUCAAAACACGAUCGCUACCGAUCAAUGAGGAAGAUCAAGCCAGGCGACUUGAAUUUCCUCCGAAAAUUCAACUCAAAGCCAACCGAAAACGAACCGAUUCUCGAACCCGAGGACUCAGAAUCACUAAACACAACGUCAAAUUCAAGGAAGUCUAGCAUCAAAAGGUGUAGAAGCAUGCCACAACUACUGUUUACUCCGACGACUAACUGUAAUAGAAGCCCUCCGUUGCAUAAAGUAUCAAAAAGAUCAUUUACAUUGGGAUUGGGAGAGCAGAGAGAGCUUCAGGGAAGAAUUACAAUGACUUUUAGGUAGGGAAUUUUUUUUGAGGGAUAUUGGUGGGAAACGGGCUGGACCGGUCUUGAGUUAAAGUUGCAACGGACUGUGCCCGAAAGUUACCCUUCUUUACUGUAUCCUACAUUAAAGUAUGACUUACCUUUACCCUACCUUACCUUACUCUAACAUUCCUAUCCUUUCCCGUUUUUCCAUGCACUGCACUACCUUACUCUACCAUACCCUCUCUUUCCUGCCUUACCAUACCCUACUAAUCCUUUAUUCAUUUCCAGAGACUACGACAUGAAAUUCACAAAAUCCACUUCAAAAUCAAGUCACCUACAAUCAGUACAGGAUGUGAACAUCACAGCAUCGGAUGAAUCCUUGAACAAAGACCUGUUUCUGAUGGAUAUUGAGAAAGCGGCACGAAAGAAUGAAACUUUGAAUUCAGAAUCUGAGUAUUCAGAUGCUGAAGAAGGCAGCGAAAUCUUGUCGGCCGAAAAAAUCUUUGAAAAAGAUGAAAAUAGGACCAGAUUACAGAGAUUUGAGAGUCCGGUAAGGAUUGAAACGAGGAGUUUUUGGGGGAUUAAGGGUUUUUACAGUAAACUAUUGUGGAAGGAAAUUUGUCUCAAUUUUCAGGUAUUCGAAGAAGAACAAGUGUCACUACCGAAGAAUGGCUACAAAUUGCCCCCUAAAUCAAAAUCCGUCUCAUUCUACAGUACCAAAUCUCCGAAAUCAUCGGUCAAAUCGAAAAAGAACCCAAUCAAAAGAUUCUCAAACACAUUCGACAGCUCUCAAUGUACCAUUUGCUAG